Vidua chalybeata is the source of this 2723-nucleotide messenger RNA. RefSeq names its product ring finger protein 121 (gene RNF121). The coding region runs from base 279 to 1466 and encodes 395 amino acids. Gene Ontology annotation, molecular function: ubiquitin protein ligase activity; metal ion binding. Gene Ontology annotation, cellular component: Golgi membrane; endoplasmic reticulum membrane. NCBI's taxonomy places the organism in Eukaryota, Metazoa, Chordata, Aves, Passeriformes, Viduidae. The transcript is spliced from 10 exons. The record is from RefSeq and is a predicted model, not a curated record.
CGCGGGCCAGCCGCGGUGCCUGACGGGAGACACAGUCGGCGGGCAACGCCGCGCUACGGCCCCCGCGGGCGGAGCUCAGAAGCCAUCUGCCACCUGCGCCCUUUCCGGAACAGCGCGAGGCGGUGGCGGAAAGGGGCGGGGGCAGGGCAGCAGCCCGGCAGCACUAACACUACCGGUACCGCGGUGCGAGGCGGCUGGUGCUGUCGACAGGGAUUAUACGUCCUGCUGCGGGCCUAGAAACGGGACCCACUCCCUAGCCGUAACAGCUCACCGCUUUUAUGCGCCCAAAGUGGCGUGUCUGGGAGCCGUUCCACUCCUACCCUCUUCUGAUUGGCCGCCGGGGCAGCGCCGCGUCCAGUGAUUGGCCCAAGAUCGAUCUUUCCCACUUGUCCCCAGAGGAGAGAUGGAGGGUGGAGCAUGUACGGAUGCAUGCCAAGCACCGUGGGCACGAGGCGAUGCAUGCCGAAAUGGUCCUCAUCCUCAUUGCCACACUUGUGGUGGCACAGCUCCUGCUGGUUCAGUGGAAGCAGCGGCACCCUCGCUCCUACAACAUGGUGACCCUCUUCCAGAUGUGGGUAGUGCCUCUGUAUUUCACUAUCAAGCUGAACUGGUGGCGGUUCCUGGUGAUCUGGGUGCUCUUCUCAGCCGUCACAGCUUUUGUCACCUUCCGGGCAACUCGAAAGCCUCUGGUACAGACAACACCCAGACUGGUUUAUAAAUGGUUUUUACUAAUAUACAAGAUCAGCUAUGCUACUGGGAUCGUGGGGUACAUGGCUGUCAUGUUUACGCUUUUUGGACUUAACCUAUUAUUCAGAAUCAAACCAGAAGAUGCAAUGGACUUUGGCAUCUCCCUCCUCUUCUACGGUCUUUACUACGGAGUGCUGGAACGGGACUUUGCUGAGAUGUGUGCGGAUUACAUGGCCUCAACCAUCGGGUUUUACAGUGCCUCAGGGAUGCCCACCAAGCACCUCUCUGACAGCGUCUGUGCCGUCUGUGGCCAGCAGAUCUUCGUGGAUGUCAAUGAGGAAGGGAUUAUCGAGAACACCUACCGCCUCUCCUGCAACCACGUGUAUCCUUCUCUGCAGCUCCCUCUGCUGAGUCAUGGAGCUGCACCUCAGUUUUUACCUGCUUUUGACAAAUCUGCUGUGACCCAUCUGGCUCGCAGUGCCCCUGGCAGAUAUUCUGGCAGAAGUGAUGGUGUGAGGUCAGGACAUGAGGCAUCCCUGCUCCAUGCCACGCUGGCCCCUCAUCAGAGACACAUUGCAUUCCCCUUAACAUGCCACUCCCCAGGUUUCAUGAGUUCUGCAUCCGGGGCUGGUGCAUUGUUGGGAAGAAGCAGACGUGUCCAUACUGCAAAGAGAAGGUGGAUCUCAAGAGGAUGUUCAGUAAUCCCUGGGAGAGGCCGCACGUCAUGUAUGGGCAGCUGUUGGACUGGCUGCGCUACUUGGUGGCCUGGCAGCCGGUGAUCAUCGGACUGGUCCAGGGAAUCAACUACAUCCUCGGGCUGGAGUAAGGGCAGGCGGUGGGGAGACGCAGAUCCAUGAGAGGACAUUGCCACCAGGGGUGCUGGCUUUGCUCCGUCACCUUUCAGGACCUUGACCACCACCAAGGACAGCAACGUUGGGGCCCCUCCUGCUGGGGCUAGGGGAGGAUUUUUUAAAAAAGCAAUUAUUUUAAUGAGCAUAUUUAAAACUUUCUAUUGCAGCUGAAAAGAGACGCUUGUCCCCUUUCCCUGUCCCUCUCCAGCCCUUUGCAGCGCCCUGCUGGGCUGAGCUUUGGGCUGAGGGCUGUUCUCCAGCUCCUUCCUGCCGCUCUGUCGGGGGAGGCCGUGGUGAGAAGGGUCAAGGCUUUGUCGGCUCCCAAUGCCAGCACCCUGGAGCAGCCUUGCUGGCAGCAAGGAUGGGAUAUGGGGGCUGCGGAGGAGAGGCUGGAGCCCAGUGCCCUGAAAGAGAGGAUGGAAGGUCACCUGGCUACCCCCAGCUGCCAGGUCCGCUCUGGGUGCCAUGAGUAUGCCAGCAGGAACCAGGCUGCUCUCCAGCAUGGUGAUGGUGGGCUCUGCCUUGGGGAACCCUUUUAUAUGCUCCCAAAUUUUUUGUGUUCCUCCCUGGAGUCCAGUGGUGUCCCCUGACUGCUUGGGGGGGUCAGCCAAGGCAUGGAGUGGGGCCAGUGCUAUUCCUCUCUCCACCCUUUUGGGUGACAGUAAUGGUAAUGGUACGCCAAGAGUGGGUGCCCCUGCCCCAGGGCACAGGUCUCUCCCUCACUGCGUAUAUCCGCCCUCACUUGGCACUGGAAUAAAAGGGAUGGAGUGAAAGUUGGGCUGGUGCUGGCGUUUCCCUGCCCCAGCAUUACUCCAUGAUAUCCUCCUGGCCUUGCGGGUAGAGGACCCAUGUCAAAGUCCUGCUGGGGCAAGCGGCCUUGGGCUCAAUUUUUGGUAGUGGGUGGGGGCAAAGUCCCCAAUCCCAGGGCCAGCGGUGGUAUUUUGGCAUGUGGACACUAGAGUCAUAUUCCCUGAGGGCACUGGGGUCUGGUGGAGGGCUACAAGGCAGCUUUUGGCUCAGGGGAUUUGGGAAGUGACCACAGUGGUGGCAUGGCUGUGGGUGCUGUGUGGGCUGUGUUCCCCCUGGGGAACACCAGCACCGUGCUGCAUCCUCUUGUGGUUUCACCCAAAAGAAAACUCAUUGCAGUGUUGUGCGAAACACGAAAAUAAGAGCCCUAGAAAUGGA